Molecule: messenger RNA, 462 nt
Organism: Knipowitschia caucasica
Lineage: Eukaryota; Metazoa; Chordata; Actinopteri; Gobiiformes; Gobiidae
Source: the annotation of a GenBank genome assembly
AUGGACAAGAAAAGUGCCAAUGGUGUUCAGACCAAGAGCAGUGAGGCGGGUGUUCAGAGAAAGCAGCUGCCCUACUCUGUGGAGACUCCUUAUGGCUUCCACUUGGACCUGGACUUUCUCAAAUAUGUUGACGAUAUUGAAAAAGGCAACACUAUUAAAAGAGAGACCGAGACAGAGCCUUAUGAAAGAGUGGAUCAGGGGACGGAUACGGAGAAGAUCUGUAUAGAAGUCUGUCUACCCCAACCACCAGCUGAAAGCAAAGAGAUAGGAGUAGAGAUAGGAGGAGUUCAGGAGGAGAGGGCCAAUCACAGAAAGAAGGAGGCGAAACGCAGCCACUUCGAAGGGGAUCCAGUGAAGCAGCCCAGCGUCGCGGUUCAGGAGAAAGCCCGGGUUCGCGUCGGGACAGUGGAGAGACACAACGUAAAGGGUCAAGCGAUUCUCCUACGUCGCCAGCCGCCUUAG